AUGGCCGAUAACUCUCGCUUAAAAAAUCCACUUGCUCCUGUUACAGCUGCUGUUUCGAAGAUAGCAGCUUCGAAUGUUGUACAAGAAACACGAAAUUUAUUAUUUCAUCACAUACAUAACACAAAGGAAAAUAAAGAAGUCUUUGCGGAUUUUGUAACGAUACUUCGUUCAAAACCACUCAGCAAAUUAUCCCAAGUAGAAAAGGAAGCACAUCGAAAAAAACUUGAAGAUACGUGUAGAAAACUAUUAACGCGACUAAGUCGUGUUGGCCUAAAGUAUGAGGUUCGACGUGGAUCCGAAGACUUGAUAUUUGUAUUUAUUUUAUGUCCUCUUGAUAGACUUAAGCAAGAAAGUGCUCGUAUUCGCGAUAUUGAUGAAGAUACAGAGGGGCCUCUAACAGAUGCAGAACGAUUGCGCCUUGUACAUGAUAUAAUUACCAACCCUCUUUCUGAAGGAGGUGCUGAUAUUAAUCCAGGAUUAGGUGAAUUUGAGUUGAUUGAAGGUUUUUUACCUCUUCAAGAUAGAACCUACAACGAGCUUAUCUUACCAUAUCUGAUUCGAUUUGGAUCAUUUAGUAUGAAAAGGAUUCAAAAUAAUGGUGCUACUAAAGAUGGUGGGAGAAACGAAGAUGAAUCUGCAUUCUUAAAGAGAGUUAGGAAAGAAGUGAAGUUGCCAGUUUAUCAAAUUUAUGAAGAUUAUGCGGAAAUGAUCACUCAGGCAAAUGAUCUCGUACAAAAAGAGGAGUAUGAGUUGAAAAAACGAUUAUUAGAAAAGGCUGGAAUAUUUUCGGGUUCAUCACAUCAUGAAUACGAAAAUGAUGAAUCAAUGAAGAAAAGGGAAGACAGUGAAUGGUUCUGGCAUUCAGACCAUACGCCUAAUAUUGAGGAAGCAUUACAAGAAAUAAUGCAGGAUAAGACGGAAUGA
Racocetra fulgida is the source of this 924-nucleotide messenger RNA. Lineage: Eukaryota; Fungi; Glomeromycota; Glomeromycetes; Diversisporales; Gigasporaceae. The record is from the annotation of a GenBank genome assembly.